UACAGCUUGAAUUCCAGCUCUCAGGAAAGACGAGUUUCCCAAUGUAGGAUACAUGGCACAACAUACAUCAUCAAGAAGCAGCAGCAAGGAUUGAGUGAGAAAAAAGGCAAUGUCCCAGCGAGCAGAGUCUUCCCAAUUCGGCGGCGUUGUGGUCGAGUUCGAGCCCGACGACAUCAGGAAUGCCAGAGCCAAAAAAGCCAGGAGUAUACCAGGGUCAGCGCUUAUCUACCUCAAGGGUCCUAAGUUCCUCAUCUAUGUCAGUGGAGCGUUGUCAAUGUGGGGUGACCGAAUGUGGCACUUUGCCAUCUCCGUGUUUUUGAUUGAGCUGUAUGGACGUAACUUGCUGUUGACUGCAGUGUUCGGCCUCGUGGUGGCUGGCUCGGUGCUCCUGCUCGGAGCUUUGAUUGGAGACUGGGUUGACCGUAAUCCCCGGAAUAAAGUUGCACAUGCAUCUCUUUUCAUCCAGAACAUCUCAGUGACAAUAUGUAGCAUUGUGCUCAUGUUGGUGUUCUCAUAUAAGCAAAGGAUUGAGCAGAUCUGGGAUGGCUGGCUUACUGUGGUUUGUUAUACGGUGGUGAUCGUCCUGGCAGAUGUGGCAAACCUUGCAAGCACAGCGCUGACCAUUGCCAUCCAGCGGGACUGGAUCGUAGUCAUCACCGGCUACAACCGGGGCCACCUGGCUGGAAUGAAUGCCACCAUGAGGCGGAUAGAUCAGGUGACUAACAUCCUGGCUCCACUAGCGGUGGGACAGGUCAUGACCCUGGCCUCCAAUGUAGUUGGAUGUGGCUUCAUCCUGGGAUGGAACCUUGUGUCUCUCAUAGUGGAGUUCUUCUUCUUGUCCCGGGUGUACCGCAUCGUUCCUGCUCUUUCUGUCAAACCGCCAGUGGUGGAGCUGGAUCACACCAAUCUGCAAGGGAUGGAGAGGAGAGGAUCGCAAGGGGAAGGCCAAGUUGUUCAGCCUCUGGCAGAAGGCAACAGUGACGGCAGCCUACACUUAAAAGAGAUCACCUACCUCCCCUUGUGCUUCCGGAGGUUUCGCUGGCUGGUGAGCACCUGCAAAGACGGAUGGAGGGCCUACUAUCAUCAGCCUGUGUUCCUGGCAGGAAUGGGCCUGGCUUUCCUCUACACCACAGUGCUGGGCUUUGACUGCAUCACAACUGGCUACGCCUACACUCAGGGCAUAAGCGGCUCCCUCCUCAGUUUAUUGAUGGGUGUAUCGGCCAUCACAGGGUUGAUGGGGACUGUCAUGUUUACGAGACUAAGGAAGACAUACGGUCUAGUCAACACCGGCAUCAUCUCUAGCGGCCUCCACCUGGGCUGCUUGCUACUGUGCGUGUGCUCCGUGUUUGCCCCGGGCAGCCCCAUGGAUCUUAGCUUGUUGAUGCCCUACUUUACCUCGAACUCCUCCUCUGAGCUUGGAGGGAUGGCGAGCCAAAGACAAAAACACACUUAUCCUCUGAGGGGAGGCAGCAAUCAGCCACUUCUACCAGACCGCUCCUCCAUCCACUGGACCAACAACACUGUGCUUUUUGACAACGUGCCCUCUGGUAGCGCGCCUGAGUCUUACAUCUCCAUUAUCCUGUUGUUCAUGGGUGUGAUCACAGCACGCAUCGGUCUAUGGUCCUUCGACCUGACAGUUACCCAGCUGUUACAGGAGACCAUCUGUGAGUCCGAGCGAGGUGUUGUAAAUGGGGUGCAGAGCUCUAUGAAUUACCUGAUGGAUCUGCUCCACUUCAUAAUGGUCAUCUCUGCUCCACAGCCACAGCAUUUUGGCAUCCUAGUUCUUAUUUCUGUGCUCUUCAUCACUACUGGACACACUAUGUACUUCCUGUAUGCGCACAAAGCCAAGAGAAAACGUCGCCAGGACACCUAAAGGAGCAGUCAUGUCCCCACAAAUCCAAGCAUGAGACACUGGGCCAGCACUGACCACGUGAAAUGAAUGUCUCCCCCUCCUGUUCCAACUUCUGACUUAGCCAUUCAUUUCAGCACACCACAGCAAGCGUCUGUCUCACCUCAGCUGCUUCCUUCCUGCAGGGCCUGCAUGUGACACAUAGGAAACCAGAACUCAGGUGCAAUAGAAUGGGAGCAACGCUGUAUCAUGAAUAUAAAUGGAUGCUAUAAAGGCAGCAAUGAAACCUCCAGGGGAUGUCCUAGUCUAAUUUACAGCAGGACUCUGGCUUCUCGACAUGCCUUUGGAAACCCUGCAGGAUUACUGCAAGGCACUCAAUGAAAGCGUGGAUGGAUGGAGACAUUUUUCACACACACAAAAGAAGCACAUUGACACAUGGAAAAGAAAGACGACAUAUGCAUUAAGUGGCACAGGUGUUACUGAUCCGUCCACUUGGAAAUAUUCCAGGAUGUCCCAAAAAAGGAACAUAAAGGGAACUACAAGUGAAAAAUGAGAAAGGCAGCUUCCCUUUUUAAUGGACAGUCGUGAAAGGACAAAACAUUUCCUUCCCCUGGUUUGUUUCUCUGUGGAUGAAUCAAGCAAACACUUACCAGUUGUACUGUUCUAAAAUCCUCACAUGGCUCGUGUAUUUGAAGAAUAAUCCAUUGAUCACAUAUGAGAGUGUUAUUUUUUGGCAUGUUUGAAUUCAACACCAGCUCUACAUGGACUAGCACUCCUAUUUUGUUUGUACUUCUUAUCAACUCACCAUUGCCUUACCUCAACAAAGGGCAACAACACUGUCGGGUGUAUAAGUUGGAGAUGACUUUUUGCUAUAUUGUAUGUCUUCAUAGCUCCGUCAUGUACAGUGGAUGAAGCUUCCCACAACCAGCAUCACC
Dunckerocampus dactyliophorus (ringed pipefish) is the source of this 2784-nucleotide messenger RNA. Its product is annotated as solute carrier family 40 member 1. Lineage: Eukaryota; Metazoa; Chordata; Actinopteri; Syngnathiformes; Syngnathidae. Bases 110 to 1873 code for a protein of 587 amino acids. Gene Ontology annotation, biological process: iron ion transmembrane transport. Gene Ontology annotation, molecular function: iron ion transmembrane transporter activity. Gene Ontology annotation, cellular component: membrane. The record is from RefSeq and is a predicted model, not a curated record. The transcript is spliced from 9 exons.